UUUGAAAAGCGGUCAUAUGGUAUAAGUAUUGUGUUACAAGCUGUAUCAGCUUUGGCUGAAACUCGGGCGUCAUAUCCAUCUCGUCCAAGACUCAACAGUCUCUCCAGUUCGACAUGGCGACCGAAAAACAAGCACUCGUCCUCAUUGAUCCUUUGAAUGACUUCAUUCACCCCGAGGGCAAGCUGUACCCUGCGGUACAGGACAGUCUGACCAAGACGAACACCGUCGAGAACCUCAGAAGGCUUGCUCAUGGUGCAAGAGAGAAAGGUAUUCCCAUCUACUACGGUCUCCAUCAGCAGUACAAAGAAGGCAACUACGACGGGUGGAAGCAUGCCAAACAAAAUCAUGAACGGAGUAAGCAGAGUCAAGCAUUCGCGGGAUGGGGAGGCGAGAUCCUGGAAGGAUAUGAGCCGCAAUUGAGUAACGGAGAUGUUGUUGUGUCCAGGCAUUGGAAUAGCAGCUCCUUCAGGAAUACCGACCUCGACUACCAGCUGCGCCAGCAGCGCGAUAUAACGCACCUCACCUUUGCCGGCCUAGUGACCAAUACUUGCGUCGAGUCCACUGCCCGAGAGGCUGUUGAGCUGGGAUACAAGGUCACUCUGAUCUCAGAUGCCACUGCGGGAUUCAGCCAGGCACUGAAAGAGGCUGCCACUGAUGUCAUCUGGCCCACGAUUUACGUCGACGAGGUCUUGAAGACUGAGGAGUGGGUGGCACACCUAAAGAAAGUGUAAGCGUGUGAGUGCGACGUGUACCACAGGAUGGGUGGUUCGAGGCCGCUUAUGUUGUGAUAUGCCGCUUGUUGCUGCCUUUGGCAGACGUUACGCUCCUUCGCGUUGCCAUUCAUUACAUUUUGAAAGCAAGACACUUCUACAAGAGCUGUUCCCUUUGUAAGCGUGCCCAGGAAUCCAUAGCCAUGCUUGAAGCUUCUUGCGCGCUUAGCCAUCCUGUCACGCUAUCAACGCUGUGUUCGAUGCCGUGCCCAUGAUAAGCAUCAUUCGUGGCCAACAGCCCAGAGUCGACAUGCUCCAGAAGCGAGCCUGCUUCAUGAACCAGCUUUGACAAUCUGGCAUUCUGUCUGCAUCUGGGACUGGCUAUGAGAAUCGUCCAUCAAAUGCUUCCCCGCCUUCGAGCGACGCUCUGCAGG
Molecule: messenger RNA, 1144 nt
Organism: Exophiala viscosa
Lineage: Eukaryota; Fungi; Ascomycota; Eurotiomycetes; Chaetothyriales; Herpotrichiellaceae
Product: Isochorismatase-like protein
Exons: 2
Coding region: 114-731 (205 amino acids)
Source: RefSeq, a predicted model, not a curated record